AUGGCAUUGUCCCUCCCGCGAUCAUCACCCCUUGAUAACAUUCAUGCCGCUCUUGCUCUAUCAUCUAAUUUGCAGCAACUGAUUUCAAAAUUUUUGUCGGAUCCUUUGGCAUUUUCGCAAUACUCUAUGCGGGAUGGUUUGCUAUUUUACAAGAACCGCAUCUUCAUUCCAUCUGCAGACCGUUCGCUUGUCCACCUCAUUUUACAGGAAUUCCAUUCAUCGAGAUUGGGUGGCCAUGCUGAGUUCUUACGUACUUUUUCUAGUGUUCCUGAUCACUUCUAUUGGGAUCAAAUGCAUUCUGACAUUCGAGACUUUGUGCGAACUUGUCAAGGUUACACUGUUAUCUUUGUGGUGGUCGAUCGUUUAUCCAAAUAUGCUCACUUUGCCCCUUUGCAUUCUAAUUUUACUGCGGUUCAGGUGGCUGUUGUUUUUCUAUCUAUUAUGGUCAAAUUACAUGGCUUUCCAAGCUCCAUUAUAUCCGAUAGGGACAAGAUUACCCCCAUAAAUGGUAUGACACCUUUCAAAGUACUGUACGGUCGCGACCCUCCCAGCAUCGUCCCCUUGUUUGUUCAUGAUGGUACUCCUCCAGAUAUUCAAACUCAACUCCAGCAGCGUGAUUUGUUACUUUCAGAACUCAAAGGCAACCUUCUCAAAGCACAAAAUUGUAUGAAACUUUACACUAAUCGCCACCGUACUGAACUUCAAUUUAAUGUGGGUAAUUUUGUCUUUGUCAAGCUCCAAUUGUAUCGUCAACAUUCGGUUCGUUUACAACACCAACAAAAAUUGGGGAUGCGUUAUUUUGGUCCCUUUAAAGUCUUAUCUCGUAUUGGUACUGUUGCUUAUCAUCUCGAGCUCCCUUCUUAUGCCAAAAUCCACCCUGUCUUCCAUAUCUCGUUGUUGAAGCCUUGUCGUGGUGAUCCUACUCCUAAUAUCAUUCCGUUGCCGUUGACUGCUCUAGUUGACCUUAUGGACAAGGUCCAGCUUAAAGGGGAGGGUAAUGUUAUGGUGGAGGAUAGUGGGCAGAAUAAUGCAGUUAAGUAUAGCAAACGUGUAACUCGGGUUCCCUUAUGGUUUAGGGAUAAUUAA
Molecule: messenger RNA, 1086 nt
Organism: Abrus precatorius (Indian licorice)
Lineage: Eukaryota; Viridiplantae; Streptophyta; Magnoliopsida; Fabales; Fabaceae
Exons: 3
Coding region: 1-1086 (361 amino acids)
Biological process (GO): DNA integration
Source: RefSeq, a predicted model, not a curated record